AUGGAAUGUGAGGACCUCGGGUGUGAGUCGGUCAUGCGUGUCACUCGCAAGCGCCUGGUCAGUCCAUCCACCACUCAGCCCAUGAUUCACUUGGGCACAAUGGGUUCCGGGGACACGGUGAUGAAGUCGGGCCACCACCGUGACGCGCUCGCUCAGCGGGAGGGAAUCAUCGCGGUCGAGAUGGAAGGAGCCGGGGUGUGGAGGCAUGGCCCCAGCAUCGUCAUCAAAGGCGUAUGUGACUACGCCGACAGUCACAAGAGGAAAGGCUGGCAAGGGUAUGCGGCGGCCACGGCGGCUGCUUGUGCGAAAACUUUCUUGAUGGAGUGGACUCCCGAGAGGAAACCAAGCAGUUCAGCUAACGAACCCAGAACCAACCAACACUUUCUCGUUCCGAGGCGACGCGCGAAGGACUUCUUUGGUCGUGAGGACGAGCUCAACAAGAUCGCUUCUUGCUUUGGUGAUGAAAGUGACCAGCCUCGCAUCUUGGUCUUGCAUGCGAUGGGAGGACAAGGCAAGAGCCAGAUUGCCCUUGAGUACUGCCAGCGUACUCGCCACACCUACGGGGGUGUGUUUUGGGUCAAUGGCAGCUCGACCUCCACGACCACACAAUCUCUGGUCCGCAUCGCACAAGAACUCAACGCCUCAGCUGCUGCAGCGUUACCUGACGACGAUGCCAGAGUUGCGUUUGCUCUCCGGACGCUGGAACGGUGGGAGCAUCGUUGGCUGAUGGUGUUUGACAACUGUGACGAUGCUGCCACUUUCUCGGAGGUUGAGCGAUUCAUGCCACAAGUCGGUAGAGGGAACAUUCUCUUUACGAGUUGGCAUCGAGAUCUGGAGGAGCUCGGCGAUAUCAUUGAGGUACCACCGAUGCCUCCCAAGCCCGGCGUGACACUCCUUCUGCACCGAUACCACGGUAUCAAUAUCGAGGAUUACAUGUCCGAAGGCACCGCCAUAGUGAAUCGUCUCGGUGGUUUGGCUCUGGCCAUCGACCAAGCGUCAGCCUACAUGCAAUACACCCGUCUACCACUCAACCAACUGAGCACCUUUCUGCCGCAGUACAACGCUCGACGUGAGAAGGUCCUCCAGCACACCACACGCAAUUUUUGGAAGUACAUGAAGAUCAGUCACCCGAACGAACGGCAGACAGCCAUCAACGCUUUCACCACGUGGGAAAUGUCCUUUCAACAGCUUCUCGAGGCUUGGGAGGAACGAGACAGUGUGGCCCACUUUCUGACGCUUUCAGCUUUCUUGGGUCCGACCCUGGUCAAUGAGUCUCUGUUUCCGUUUCACUGGGCAUUGAGUGAACCUCCACCCACGUGGAUGUGCGUCUUCACCGGACCGUCACCAGAAGGGGCCACGGAGGAAGGUCUUCCAUCUGGAGUGAAGCGCGACACUGUUGCACGAGACAACGCGAUGUCUAACCUGUCUCAAGCCCAUCAACGAACUAGUUUUGGCGACCCCCGGGAGUCCUGGAAUGCGGACCACUUUUGGCAGCUUAUAUACCAGGCGUCCCAGAUAUCGCUCCUACCGAGUAUAUCACCAGUAACCGAGUCAGCAGGAGCAAGUUUUCUCCUUCACCCUCUGAUCCACGACUGGCUCCAACUUCGACUGGCCCCUCGAGAACGCCAGACAUACACUCGUGAGGCUGUCGACGUGAUAGCCAGCUCCAUUCGGAUUUCCACGACCAGGGACAGCGAUGCCCCGGUCAAGUUGGCCCUUCUCCUGCACAUGGAUGCGGUCCUCGCAAGCGAUAAUGAGUUCUUCCACGACGAGCAUCGGCUUGGUCGAGAUAUAUCUACCUGCGACGAUGCCCACUGGUUUGCAUCAUUCUAUCGAGACCAGGGCCGAUAUGAUGCCAGUUUCAGUCUACGUCGUGUGGAAAUGGAGACGAGGGAGAGAGUGCUGGGCAAAGAGCACUCCGACACACUGAGCAGCAUGGGCAACCUGGCUACAGUGCUGAGAGAUCAGGGCCAGCACGCUGAAGCCGAGCAGAUAUACCGCGUGGUAGUGGAAGCAGGGGAGAGGGUGCUCGGCCGCGAACAUCCCGACACGCUAACUAGCAUGAACAACCUGGCUACAGUGCUAAAUGAUUAG
Lithohypha guttulata is the source of this 2094-nucleotide messenger RNA. RefSeq lists its product as uncharacterized. The record is from RefSeq and is a predicted model, not a curated record. Lineage: Eukaryota; Fungi; Ascomycota; Eurotiomycetes; Chaetothyriales; Trichomeriaceae. Bases 1 to 2094 code for a protein of 697 amino acids. Gene Ontology annotation, biological process: nucleoside metabolic process. Gene Ontology annotation, molecular function: catalytic activity; ADP binding; protein binding. The transcript has 3 exons.